AUGAAGUUCACCUCCACCAUCGCCUCCCUCAUCCUCGCCUUCGCGGCCACAUCCACCUCCGCUGCCCCCUUCCCCGGCGGCAACAUUGAGCUACUCGAUGUCUCCAAGCCCCAGGGCGGAAACGUUGAAGUCAUGGAUCUCUCCAAGCCUCAGGGUGGUAACGUUGAGGUCAUGGACGUGUCCAAGCCCAAGGGCGGCAAUGUCGAAGUCAUGGAUGUCUCCAAGCCCAAGGGCGGCAAUGUCGAAGUCAUGGAUCUCUCCAAGCCCCAGGGUGGUAACAUCGAGCUCCUUGACGUCUCCCAGCCCAAGGGCGGUAACGUUGAGGUCAUGGAUCUCUCCAACCCCCAGGGCGGCAACAUCGAGGUCCUCGGCGCCUUCGAUGGCGGCUUCGCCAAGGUCUGCCGCGACAUCAUGCUCACCAACCGCAUCGUCAACGGCAAGCCUGUCUACUCGGUUCGCGCCAUCUGCCCCGACUGGAUGGACCAGAACUUCAAGACCGAGCUGCAGCUCAACCGCUGCCUCAUGAAUGACUUUGGCCACCUCAAGUGGGCCAACCUUGGCCACUUUGACGACUCUUGCUACGACUGCAAGCUCCUCUCCGCCACUGACGAUGUCAAGAUGGCCUGCACCUGCGCUGUCGGCGCCAAGGGCACCAUUGGCACCACCAUUGCUCUCAACGAGGGCAUCCGCAACCAGGGUGGCGCCAUGUGGUGUGGCACCCAGAUCGGCACCCGCGUCCCUGCCUAA
Messenger RNA from Colletotrichum chrysophilum, 747 nucleotides. RefSeq lists its product as uncharacterized. The record is from RefSeq and is a predicted model, not a curated record. The transcript has 3 exons. Bases 1 to 747 code for a protein of 248 amino acids. Lineage: Eukaryota; Fungi; Ascomycota; Sordariomycetes; Glomerellales; Glomerellaceae.